Cuscuta epithymum is the source of this 4768-nucleotide messenger RNA. The record is from the annotation of a GenBank genome assembly. Lineage: Eukaryota; Viridiplantae; Streptophyta; Magnoliopsida; Solanales; Convolvulaceae.
UCUUAAUCAAUUAAUUAGUUAAUCAAUCUCUCUUCUGCGGCCACGCAGUCGUCUGUCGGGCGCGACUGGGUUUUCUAGGGUUACGCGACACCAUUCAAUUCAAUAGGGUUCCGGUUCCAUACUCCCGACUGUUUCGCGCUCUCUCCGUCGCGACACGACAGGAAAUUGCACAAAUAUACAUUCUUUUUUGUUCCUUCGAGGUGGACGUGGUAACUCUCUUCAUAGAGUUUCGUUUGAUGGUCUGAGCUGGAAUCUGUAGAUUUGGGUGAUAGAUCUUGAGAAGAUGGAGACGUCCUCAGAGAUUGAAGAGAAAUUGAUGGAAGCUGGAAACAAGCUUCUAAAGCCUCCCUCGUCCGUCGAGGAACUGCUCCCUUUACUGGAUGAAGCUGUGUCUUUCCUCACAAAAGUGGAACAAUCACCUGCUAAAUCCGUGCUUGCUGCACUUUCUCCCUUGAUCAAGGCACUGGUUGAAGAUGUUCUUUUGAGGCAUUCCGAUGUUGAUGUGAAGGUUGCACUCGCGUCUUGUUUAAGUGAGAUUACAAGAAUUACUGCUCCAGAUGCCCCAUACGAUGAUGAGAAGAUGAAGGCUGUCUUUGAGCUAAUAGUUUCAUCUUUUGAGAAUUUAUGCCACGAGUCAAGCAGAUCAUUUGUUAAGAGAGCCAUGGUUCUUGAGACAGUGUGCAAGGUCCGGCUAUGUGUUGUUAUGUUGGAUCUGGAGUGUGAUGAGCUUAUCUCUAGGAUGUUUCAGUACUUCCUUAAGACCAUUAGAGAAUAUCAUCCCAACAACAUCUUCUCAUCCAUGGAAUCCAUCAUGACUGUUGUUCUCGAAGAAAGUGAAGACAUUUCCAUGGAUCUGGUUACUUAUCUUUUGGCUAGUGUUAAAAACGAGAAUGAGGAGAUAAAGCCAAUUGGCAAAAGGUUGGCUGAGCGUGUAUUUACGAAUUGUGCUGACAAGCUUAAGCCUUAUGUCAGACAUGCUGUGAAAUCUCGGAGCUUAUCACUUAAUGAGUAUAGUGAAGUUGUAGCUUCCGUUAUGCAAGGGACUCCAGUUGCUAUUGAGUUUAAUAAUGAUGUGGACCCAUCGUGUGCGGAGAGCAAGUUGGCUGGUUCUGGAGGGACAGCUCAGUUAACUCAGAUGGCUGAGGACACCAAAAAAGAAGCAUUUUCUAAGGAUUACAAUCAAGUUGUGAAUACAUCUCCCAAGUCAGCUGUGGGAAGUAAUGUUAAUGGAGGGAAUAGCAUGGACACACAAUCUUUAGCAAAUAUGGAGGAUAAUGCCCCCAUGGAACAGCCUGAUAUUUCAAGCCCGACACCUAAAUCCGCCUCUGAUGAUUCACAGUUAAAAAACUCAGUGAUAUCAGAGUUGGAGAUGUCUGAGCAAGUUAGCAAGGAACAAGGAAGCAAGUCUAACUCUCAAUUGAAGUUGGAAGACUCUUCGUACCAGGAUCCUCCUCAUGUUGAUGGUGAAAAAGUGGCUGAGAUGCUUCUAAGUAGUGAAAUGUGUAAAAGAGAUGUUCCUGGUUCACCCACUGAAAAUUCAACUGACGACCAAAAAGAUAACGGUGAAGGUAUUGACACUUUUCCUGUGGAUGACACAACAGUUGAGGCGGCCAAACUUCUAGAUGAAAAUGAAACCAGUGCUUCACAUUCGUUGCCCAAAGUACCUGAGGAUGAAGCUGAGAAUGUUACUUCCUUAGACCCUAAUCAUAGUUUACCUGAUGAAAUAAAUAAGGAGACUAUUAAGCGAAAGGAUGAUGACUUGGUUCAGGAAGAUUCUUCGUUACCUGAAGUUGCAUCUAAGAAGCCAUCAGGACCAAGUGAUUCAGAUUCACAGCCAAAAGACCUUAGUACCAGGGUGCAGAAAGAGACUUCUCACAAGGAAGAAGCCGACUCCAUGAGCUGUGCAGAGGUAAAAGGCCUGAAUCAGCUAGGUGAGAAGGCUAAAGCUAAUGACAAAACAUUUGUUUCCUUGGAUAAAAAUGAUAAGCAAACUAUUCAGCAAAAGGAAGAUGCUUACUCCAUGAGCAAUGUAGAGAUGAAAGGCCUGGAACAGCGAGUUGAGAAGGCCAAAGCUAAUGAUAAAAAAGAAAUUUGCUCAGACAAGCACACCAUUCAGCCUAAGGAGGCUGGUACUGCUGAAAUUCGUUCUAGGAAGCCAUCCGAGGAAGAACCUAGCUCCAUGAGUGAUGCAGAGGUGAAAGGUCUGAAACUGCAUGGUGAGAAGUCUAAAGCUAAUAAUAAAAAAAUUGUUUCCUCAAAGAAAAAAGACAAGAGGAUCAUUCAGCCUAAGGAGGAUGAUAGCUUGUUUGAAAAAGAUUCUGUGCCUGCUAAAGUUGCAUCUCAGAAGCCAUCUGAAAAAACUAGUGAUCUCAAAUCACUUUCACAGGAACCUGGUACCAGGGUUCAAGAAGAGACUUCUCACAAGGAAGAAACUGACUCCAUGAGCGAUACAGAUGUGGAAGGCCUGAAACAACGAAUUGAGAAGGUCAAAGGUAAUAAGAAAAAGUUAGUUUCCUCAAAGAAGAAAGACAAGAAAACUCUUCAGCCAAAGGAGGAUGAUAGCUUGGCUCAGGAAGAGUCCAUGUUGGCUGAAAUUACAUCUAAGAAGGCAUCUGAAGUAGCAAGUGGUUCAGAAUCACAGCCUAAGUCUAAAGGUAAUAAGAAGAUCAUUUCCUUUAAGAAAAAAGAGAAACGUAGUACUCAGCCAAAUGAGGACGAUAGUUUGGUUCAGAAAGAGUCAGUGUCUGCUGAAAUUGCAUCUAAGAAGCUAUCUGGGCGAACAAACGAUUUAGAAUCACAGCCACAGGACCACGGUACCAACAUGCAGGUAGAAACUUCUCAUGAGGAAGGAUCUAGCUCUAUGAGUGAUGUAGAAGUGAAAGGCUCAAAACGGACAGGUGUCAAGGCUAAAGCUAACAAGAGAAAUGGUGCUCCUUCAAAGAAACGAGGGAUUCAGGAAAAUGAAGAUGAUAGUUUGGUCCAGGAUGAGUCUGUCUCCGCUGACAUUCCAUCUCAGAAGCCUUCUGAAGAAAGUAGUGAUUCAGAAUCAGAGCCACAGAACCUCGGUACUAGAACGCAGAGAGAAUCCUCACAUGAGGAAGAAGCAGUCUCCAUGAGCGAUUCGGAGGUGAAAGGGCCGAAACGGCGAGGUGUCAGGGCUAAAACAAUUAAGAUAACCAGUGUUUCCUCAAAGAAAAAUAAUAAAUCAAAAAGACGUCGACGUGGAAAGGCUAGUAUUGAGAUUGAUGCGCCAAAGUUGUCUGCCAAAGAUGAUACCGACAAGGUCGUGUUUUCCGAAGAAUCUCCCUUAAAGUCUGCUGAACACAAUGUGAAAGAGGGAAGCCAAAGGAAUAGCACAAAGAGGAAGCGCUCUUCGGGAAAAGAGAAAGUACAGGAAAGCCCAAAGAUAACAUAUGAUGAAAGCCUCGUUGGUUCCAAAGUCCAAGUCUGGUGGCCUUUGGAUAGGGAAUACUAUGAAGGACAAAUAGAUUCUUUUGAUCGUGUUAAUAAGAAGCACAAGGUUGUAUACAAUGAUGGAGAGGUAGAAGACCUCGAUCUUAAAAAAGAAAAAUGGCACAUUGUCGGUGAAAAUUUGACAGAAAAAAAGGAUUUGGAUGAGCCUUCAAGCCCUGAAGUUUCUGCUGAAAUGGAGAGGCGUAAGAAGAAAAAGAGUAGAGGGCUUGCUGAAACAUCAUCAUCCAAGCAUGACAAGUAUCAUGUUUCACCUGAGAGUAGUGUGCCCAAGUUCAAAGGUUCAUCUACAAAAUCCGGUCGUAAAUCCAAAGAUGACACCAAUGUUAAGCCCAAGCCAAAAGAUCGCACCUCAAAAUCUGUCGGCAGUAGUAAAUCUAGGGAAGUGAGCGGCCACAAGUACGACUCUGAUGAAGGGUCUGGUAAAUUGAAAGAUGUGAUCAGCAGUCCCCCGAGGUCAAAAUCGUCAAAAUCAGAUGCAUCUACCAAGACCACCACAAAACCUCAGCAAGACACCACUUCAACAACAAAAGCGACCCCCACAUCAAAAGGUAAAGCCAAUGGCACGACAGGCAAAGCAAAGUCUACUUCCAAGGGGAAAGAUAAUGAGGUGAAGGAAAAGAUGCCUACCGAGGUAAUUGGGAAAACACAAUCCAAGGAACAGGAAACUGAGAGCAAGAUUGGAAAGAAGAGAGGAGCAUCCAAGGAAGAAGAUAUGGAGAGCAAGAGUGGAAAGAGGGGAGGUGCAUUUAAGGAAGAAGUUAAUGAGAGCAGGAGUGGAAAGAAGGGGAGUGCAUCUAAGGAAGAAGAUAAUGAGAGCAAGAGUGGAAAGAAGGGGAGUGCAUCUAAGGAAGAAGCAGUUAAGAGCAAGAGCGGAAAGAAGCGGAGGAGGAAGUAGAGAAGAGCCUAUUAAUAGCGUUGCCCCAAUGUAAUCAUCUCCAGGCUGUCUCCUAGGUUCUUAGGUUGUUGGCGUGUUUCUCUUACCCUCGGAUAUAUUCUACUCUAGAAAUAAUUUGUGAAGUUUAUUUUGGAGCUGACUAGAUGUAAAACUUUUCUUUGGGGAAUCAAUAGUAUAGUAUUGUAUGAUGGUUGGUUUAGUUUUUAAUGGAGUCCUGUGGACAUCUGCAUGUCCGGAUGAUGGGGACAUGGGCUUUAUGUCGUUGUACUAUAGUUUAGAGUAGCUUGACUGGUAAUGAUGUUUUUGGGAAAUUUAGUACUUGUACCCUGAGAAUACGAAUUUGGCAAAAUUUUUAUUCAAAUAAUGCUUCAUCUCCACAUUCAAUAAGAGAAGUAACCA